AUGGGAACCUAUUUAUCAAAGCCGAACACAGAGAAAGAGACGCAAACAGGAUCGUCGACAAAGAUCAAAUAUGCUUCGACGUCAAUGCAAGGAUGGAGGGUUCAUCAAGAGGAUGCACACAACUGUAUUUUAAAUUUGGUUGACGGGUGGUCGCUAUUUUCUGUUUAUGAUGGACAUGGAGGACCGGAGGUUGCCCAGUACACCGCCGAAAAACUGCCCGAAUUUCUGAAAACAGACUUAUUCAAAGACGGAGAGCCAAUCGAGCGAAACUUCCAAGAUGUGUUUAUUGAGUAUGAUGAUCAUUUGAGGGGCGCAGAGGCAAUGAAAAAGCUACAACAAAUCGCUGGGAUAACCAAAGACAAUCAAGAUGAUAACGAGGAAGAAGUAGUAAAAAUGUUCGAAGAGUCAUCACUUCCCGUGAAAGCACUACUAGAAAAGUAUGGAGUUCGUUUGCUACGCAGAAACUCUGAUGGAAUGGCUCGGAGUCUAGAGGAUGGAGUAGAACCGGAAGAAAACGAGGAAGAACCGCUUGAUGAUGAGGAAAACGAAGAAGAGAAUGAACAGGGAAAUGGAGAAGAAAAGGAGCCGAUUAAAACAAAGAAAAGACCAUCGACUGAGAAAGAAGUCGACGAGUGUAAGCGUCGAAAAGUUGAGGAUGAAAAUGCUGAAAAUGCUGAAAAGAAAGAAGAGACAAGUGAACAAGUGAAUGAUGAGGAUAAGGAUGAGAAGUCAAACGAAGUAGAUGAAAGUCAUGCAGAAGGAGGAUCUAAUGGAGCAUGUGGCACAACGGGUGAAGAUGAUGAAGACAGUGAUCCGUCAUACAGAGAAGAGGAUGAAGAAUCGUUUGAUGAAUCAGAAGAAGAAUUAGAUGAAGAAGACCCCGAAACGAUGGAAGGAGGAAAUAUGGGUGGCGAAGUACCGGGAGAAGACUCGGGAACAACCGCGUGUGUCUGUCUACUAAGUGACUCAAAGAUCAUUGUCGCAAAUAUUGGUGACUCUCGAGCAGUUUUGUGCCGAGAUGGAAAAGCGAUCGAUUUAUCCGUUGAUCAUAAACCAGAAGAUGAAGCAGAAACAAAAAGAAUCGAAAAAGCCGGUGGUAAAGUCACCGAGGAUGGAAGAGUAAACGGCGGUUUAAAUCUCUCCCGUGCUUUCGGUGAUCAUUUCUACAAAAAAAACACCGAACUUCCUUUGGCGGAUCAAAUGAUCAGUGCGUUACCUGAUGUGAUCACCAAAGAGCUCUCACCCGAGGAUCGAUUUCUCAUUGUUGCCUGUGAUGGAAUCUGGAACUCUAUGGAGAGUCAACAAGUUGUAGAUUAUGUAAAAGAACGCUUAGAAAAGAAGAGAUCUCUAGCUGAUAUCGUUGAAGAGUUAUGCGAUUCGUGCAUGGCGGAAAAUACGGCCGGUGACGGGACUGGAUGUGACAAUAUGACCGUUAUUCUUAUCGAUUUACAGAAAGCACAAGAUGAAUCUCAAACGGCUAUUCUG
Mesorhabditis belari is the source of this 1485-nucleotide messenger RNA. The record is from the annotation of a GenBank genome assembly. Lineage: Eukaryota; Metazoa; Nematoda; Chromadorea; Rhabditida; Rhabditidae.